AUGACAAGCAGCCCCUUAUCACAUGUCGGCGAGCUGACGGCAGCACAAGUCGUCGCUGGCAUUGUUCUCGUGUGGCUGCUCAUCCGCUACCUGAGUGCGAAGAACCUCCGUCAUAUCCCGACUGAGGGUGGACCCUCUUUGCCAAUCCUAUCUUUCGUCGGGCUUUACAACUUCCUUAUCCAUGGAAGAGAGCUCUUGCAGCGGGGUUAUCAGAAGCACAAGGGCAGAACUUUCAAGGUCGCUAUGGUGGAUCGCUGGCUCGUUGUGCUCUCCGGCAAGAAGUUGAUCGACGAGCUGCAGAAGAUGCCGGACGACAUGGUGUCAUCCGCUACGACAGAGGUUUUCGGGAUACAUCAUGUAUUCGACUCUAACUGGCACAUAGACCCCGUUCAUGUGCCAAUACUGCGAAGUCUCACACGCAAUCUCACAUUGGUGUUCGAGGACAUGUUUGACGAGCUCAUCAUAGCCUUCCGGGAGCACUUUCCCGCGAACAGCGACCGUUGGUUUCCAGUCCAUGCUUCUCCUGUCAUGAGAACAAUCGUUACACGUGCCGCGAACCGCGUAUUUGUCGGCAUGCCUACUUGUCGAGACAGUGGCUAUGUGCACAUGGUGGUACACUUCGAAGAGGACGUAAGCAAAGCUGUGGGGCUUCUCACAAUAUUUCCCAGCUUUAUGAAACACGCUGCUGGAAGGAAGGCCACGGUCAUCGACAAACGCGUUCAGCAGUGCCUUGACUACCUGCGGCCGGCUAUCAACGACCGGAUGGCUAUGAGGACUAGGUUUGGGGAGGACUGGGCAGAUAAGCCGAAUGAUUUUUUGCAGCGGGUUAUCGACGAAGUUGUAGCUCGGAAUCAGGGGCCAGAAGAGGUCGCGCGCAUAGUACUGUUCAUCAACAUCGGGGCUAUUGGGUCGAUCUCGGCUGCCGUAAUCCAAGCCUUGUACGACAUCUCUGCGCGUCCCGAGCUCGCCAACACGCUCCGAGAAGAGGUUGAGGCAGCUGUGGCCGAAGAAGGCUGGACGAGAGUCGCCACAAACAAGAUGCGCAAGCUCGACAGCUUCCUGCGCGAGUGCGUGCGGCACAAUGGCCCUACCAUCGGGUCGAUGUUCCGCAACAUCCUGCAGCCGGUGACGCUCUCGGAUGGGACGUUCCUUCCCAAGGGCACGACGGUCGUCACGCCGACAUUUGCGACACAUUACGACGAGGAGAACUAUCCGAACGCGACCCUGUUCGAUCCGUUACGGUCUUACAAGAGUGACAAGGCCGUGCAGCCACGGCUGAUUACCACGUCCGCAGACUACGUAACGUUCGGUCAUGGCAAGCAUUCGUGCCCUGGUCGAUUCUUCGCCUCCAACCAGCUCAAAACUAUGUUAGCACAUAUUUUGAUAAACUAUGACGUCAAACCCGAGUACGAGGGCGUCCGCCCUGAGAGCUCGCAGAGGGGCCUGGCCUAUGACCCGAGCAAUACCGCACGUGUGUUAUUCAGGAGGAGGCGGGUCGACUAG
Molecule: messenger RNA, 1503 nt
Organism: Phanerochaete carnosa HHB-10118-sp
Lineage: Eukaryota; Fungi; Basidiomycota; Agaricomycetes; Polyporales; Phanerochaetaceae
Exons: 10
Coding region: 1-1503 (500 amino acids)
Molecular function (GO): heme binding; monooxygenase activity; iron ion binding
Source: RefSeq, a predicted model, not a curated record